AUGGCCGGGCCCAGCACCCACGUUGUCCCCAUGCUGUUCCUCGCCCUCCUGGUGCUCUCGGAGCUGAGCCUGGCAGGCUCCCUGGGACCUGGAACCCCGGCUCGGAACCUUCCUGAGAAUCACAUCGACCUCCAGGGCCCAGCACUGUGGAUGCCUCAGGCCAGCCACCACCGCCGGCGGGGCCUGGGCAAGAAGGAGCGGGGCCCAGGCAUGCCCGGCCGGGCUCAGGAUGGGGCUGUGGUCACCACCACCAGGCAGGCCUCCAGGCUGCCAGGGGCAGGGGAGCCGCUGCCCGGGCAGAGUCCUGCAGGCCUACUGGAGGACAAGGGCCCGCUCCUGGGGCUGGCACUGCCCUACCCGGAGAAGGAGAACCGGUCUCCCGGGUCAGAGAGGGUCAAGAAACGUGGCAGGGAGUUCAAGAGACGCAGGGAAAGGUUGAAACUGCACAGAGGCCGAGCCUUGGUCCGAGGUCCUAGCUCCCUGAUGAAGAAGGCAGAGCCGUCCGAAGACCAGGCACCGGAUGCCACGAUGGAGGAAUCCUCCACCAGCCUGGCCCCCACCAUCCUCUACCUAACCACCUUUGAGGCAGCACCUGCCACAGAAGAGUCCCUGGUCCUGCCUGUCACAUCCCUGUGGCCCCAGCAGGCUCAGCCCAGGCCUGAUGGGGAGGUGAUGCCCACACUGGACAUGGCCUUGUUCGACUGGACCGAUUAUGAAGACUUGAAACCUGAGGUCUGGCCCUCUGCAAAGAAGAAAGAGAAACACUGGGCUAAACUCUCCAGCGAUGGUAACGGAACGUCACCGGCUGAGGGUGAGCCGUGCGACCAUCAUCAAGACUGCCUGCCAGGGAGCUGCUGUGACCUUCGGGAACAUCUCUGCACGCCCCACAACCGCGGCCUCAACAACAAAUGCUUUGAUGAUUGCAUGUGUAUGGAAGGGCUGCGCUGCUAUGCCAAAUUCCACCGGAACCGCAGGGUCACACGGAGGAAGGGGCGCUGCGUGGAGCCGGAGACGGCCAACGGCGACCAGGGAUCCUUCAUCAACGUCUAG
Puma concolor (puma) is the source of this 1050-nucleotide messenger RNA. NCBI's taxonomy places the organism in Eukaryota, Metazoa, Chordata, Mammalia, Carnivora, Felidae. The record is from RefSeq and is a predicted model, not a curated record.